This is a messenger RNA of Amborella trichopoda, 2281 nucleotides long. RefSeq names its product serine/threonine-protein kinase GRIK1. The record is from RefSeq and is a predicted model, not a curated record. Gene Ontology annotation, molecular function: protein serine/threonine kinase activity; ATP binding. Gene Ontology annotation, biological process: protein phosphorylation; intracellular signal transduction. Lineage: Eukaryota; Viridiplantae; Streptophyta; Magnoliopsida; Amborellales; Amborellaceae. Gene Ontology annotation, cellular component: cytoplasm.
CCGUUUCUGUUUUCUGUUUUCUCUCACUAAAAGGUCAGAGGUGAAAUGGACAUUGCGGUUUUAGAGAGAGAGAGCGAACUCAGAAAACCAAAAAAAAAAUACAGAAAAGAAGAAGAAAACGGAUAUUUUUAGUCUUAGGGAUUUAUUUAUUUUUCUUUUUAAAGCUAGCAAAAAAGGAACAAAGGGUGAAUUGGGUAUAUUUCUAGUGAGAGAGAAGAAAAACGAAAAGGGAAGAAGAGGAAGGAUCUCUCUCUCUCUCUCUAUUUUUCAGCUGUUUAUGUGGAAUAAGCAGAAGAAAAGGAAGAGGAGGAAGACGGCCUAAUAGUAUAAAAUAAGAUAAACAUUACGAUCAUCAAACCCUAGUUAGGGCUUGCUGCUUUAGAAUUGAGUUGUCUUGUUCUGAAUCCAUUUCAAUUUUCUUUGUCGAUUUUGAAGUUCAUCCUCCCAAGAAACUGAAGAAAAGAGUUGGAUAAACGCCCCAGUUUCUCUUCUUAGCGUAGACUGGGUUAUCGAAAUGGUCGUAUUGAAUCGGAAUGGUGUGGAUUUAGUUAGUUGCUCCAUUGCACUUUGCGAAUGGCAUCCUUUUGGAUAGCAAAGGUGGUUAGGGCUUAAAAGCCCUUCUCGUGCCAGGAAGCUGGUGUUUUGAUAUAUCUUCCAGUUGUGGCACCAUCAUUACCACAAUUAUUUUGUUUUUGACAUAAGAUUUCUAGACUUCUCCGAAUUACCCAUGUUUGGGAAGGAGCUUCCUCUCUCAAAGUUUUCAACUUCUGAGUACGAUCCAGACAUGGGUUGUUGUAGCUGCUUUGGUUUCUUGAGGAAGCCCUAUGAUAAGUCAGUGAAGCCUGCACAUGGAUUUGGUAAUCAUUUCUCUCAAGAAUAUUUGUUGACAGAUGAUCUGGAGGAUGUUGAUGGUGUUUCUUAUAAAGUAGGGGCUGACUUUUUCCACGCAAGUGCCAGUGGCUUGCGGCGGUGUAAUAAUAACUCCGAAGAGACUUCCAUAUUUGCUUUGCCAGAUGGAAUAAUAUGUAGGGAAACUCCUGUCAAGGCGACUCACCAUGUUACUCGUGCAGAGGAUGAUAAUGGAAAUAAGAUGAUUAAUGAAUAUGUUCGGGAGUUUAAGAUUGGUUCUGGCAGUUAUGGUAAAGUGGUGUUGUAUCAAAGUAGUAUUGAUGGAAAGCGGUAUGCUAUCAAGGCUUUCCACAAGUCUCGAUUAUCAAAAUUGCGUGUAGCCCCUUCUGAAACUGCCAUGACGGAUGUUCUUAGGGAGGUAUUAAUCAUGAAAAUGCUGGGCCAUCCUAACAUUGUUAAUCUUAUUGAGGUCAUUGAUGACCCAGACACAGAUUACUUCUACAUGGUUCUCGAGUAUGUGGAAGGCAAGUGGAUAUGUGAGGGAUCUGGUCCACCUGGUGGAAUUGGGGAGACUACUUCAAGAAGAUAUUUCCGGGAUGUAGUUGCGGGGCUCAUGUAUCUGCAUGCCCAUAAUAUUGUGCAUGGGGACAUUAAACCUGAAAACCUCUUGGUCACAAGUAAUGGCAGGGUGAAGAUUUGUGACUUCAGUGUUAGUCGCAUCUUUGAGGAUGACAAUGACGAGCUAAGAAGAUCUCCAGGAACACCUGUCUUUACUGCACCCGAAUGCUGCUUAGGCUUGACAUACCAUGGCAAAGCUGCUGAUGUAUGGGCUCUUGGUGUCACAUUGUAUUGUAUGACAUUUGGGUGCUAUCCUUUCCUUGGAGACACUUUACAAGAUACAUAUGAUAGGAUUGUCAAUAAUCCAUUGCAUCUACCGGAGGAUAUGGAUCCUGAGCUUAAAGACUUACUUGAAGGAUUGCUCUGCAAAGACCCAAAGCAAAGAUUUACUUUAGAUGCCAUAGUGGAGCAUCCCUGGGUGGUUAGAGGAUACGGCCCAAUUCCUCGAGAUUCUUGUAGGUGCCAGCGUGGUAGCCAGCACAAGGAUGUCCCCAGCCAAGCUGAGCCAGAUCCCAAUGCAACCACAGAUUCUACUAAACAAGCAUAACCGUUUAUUUCGAGAGGUUUAAUACUUUUCCCAUUUCCUUUUCUUUCUUAUUUGUAGAAGUGAGCAAAUGGGGGUGUUUUUUAGAUGUGGGGUGUAAGUUGUUGUUAUAUUUGAAUCUGCUUGUGAGGCUUGGUUAUUCCUUUUGAGACUUUUUGAGUCACAUUAAUGUUAUAAGUGGAUGAAAGUGGUUUUAAGUAAAAGAAAAAUGUAUAGUCUCUAGAAAGAUAAAAGUUUCUUCAGUCAAAGAUGUGGUUGGUUGUUCAGUUC